AUGAUGGCUGAGGCGGCGUGGUUACCCUACCAUACAGGUGUUGGUGGCCGCGUGGUCUGGCCACAGCGAGCAGAUUUAAUUUUCUGUGGCCGUGAAGAGUGGAUCGCUUGGCGUCAUUAUAUGGCGCCCAAUGGCACUGUCAGCUCAACACAGCUGCCCUCUACUUCUCUGGCACGCCUCGCAUCCACUAGCCACACUGCUGUCUUCUGCUAUAGACCUGAUGCCCCAUCACUUUCUUCGCGGCCUCUAUUUCGGCUAGGAUUAUCGGCUUGCUCGGUAAAAAACCUUCUUGAAGUCAUGAGAGAGCCACCUACUGUAAUAUGCCUUUUUAACCACAUAAUUGGCCUAAAUUUCAAUCUUUUUUUCAUGUAA
This is a messenger RNA of Protopolystoma xenopodis, 372 nucleotides long. Lineage: Eukaryota; Metazoa; Platyhelminthes; Monogenea; Polystomatidea; Polystomatidae. The record is from the annotation of a GenBank genome assembly.